AUGUACUCUAUAUUGUGCCAAGUAGGGCCUCGGGAUAUCCCGGCUUUCGGCGAUGCGUUGAUGGCAGUUCGUGCAACAAAGGUUGUGGUGGAUCACUUCCAUAAGGGACAGCUUCCACCAAAUCCUUUCCAACUCGAUUCACUAAGCGCGGACUCUCACGAAGUAUCCUUUGAGGAGCUCCGGCAAAUUCUCAACUUGGUGCAUCUGAUAAGGUGCAUUGAGGACUUUUGCCUCUACAACACUGAAUGGGGCCGAGACUGCUACUUCCACCUGAAACAGGAGAACAAAGCAGCACCUCCUCAGGAAAACUGGCUCAAGUGGCAGGAGAGAUUCCACCGUUCAAUGUAUCAAUCUUUCCUGAUGGGUGCUGUGCUCUCCCGGGCAUACCAGCAGCCGUUGGACCCAUCGAACAACUGUCCGGAACACUUUUUCAAGGACAUCAACACUCGACUCCAAGGGGACGAGCCGGUGCUCAGAAACGACGAGAUGGCCUAUUUACUAAGAUACCCGGUGUUUAAUUUUGAGGCAUAUGAAGAUCACGAGCCGAUAUACGGACAGCUGGCAGACUUUCUGGUCCAACAAAGCCGGCAUCGAGCGCAAAGCAGAUCAAACUUGCCUGACUUUUAUCCUGAGGAUGCAAUACCUAACGACCUAGAUCGGGGCCAAGCCAGCUUACUUUAUGCCGAAACUGUGCAGUGUCUCCUGGCAUCAAUGACGCUGUUGAACCACGAGGGAUAUUCUCCAAUAUUCGAGAAAGAUAACAAAAAUCCUGAUAUCAAAAGCCUAAGCAGAAAAGUCACAAUUGUACCUUUAGGAUCGUUCUAUCCUGAGCAAAUCGCGAUGCCCACUAGUGUGCAUGCCGCACACCAGACGCGUCUGCUCAAAUCGCCUCUGCCACAGGAGACAGGAGAAUCCUCGUGGAAUCCUUCUGCCCGCUUUAUGAGCCUGUUUCUGGACAUUAUGCAUUCAUCAUCCGGCCAGCCAAAUCAUUAUGCAGAUACUUUUCCUACGCCGCCUCCUCCAUUGCAGAUAUUCCAGUUCAUCAGCCGAAAGUUUCUCGGCCUCAGAUUCUCAGACGAAGCUUUUGACGUCGAGGACAUCGAUGCUGCCCAUAAGCUGUUCGUUCAUCAUCCGACCGCCUCAGGUAUCUACGAGGACGAGUGGCCUGAUUUAAUUCCAUCUAUUUUCGAUACUCCUGACGGAGGUGGCGAAUACGAUGCUUACUAUGUUGUCUGA
This is a messenger RNA of Aspergillus nidulans FGSC A4, 1236 nucleotides long. RefSeq lists its product as uncharacterized. Lineage: Eukaryota; Fungi; Ascomycota; Eurotiomycetes; Eurotiales; Aspergillaceae. The transcript is spliced from 2 exons. The coding region runs from base 1 to 1236 and encodes 411 amino acids. The record is from RefSeq and is a predicted model, not a curated record.